Maudiozyma saulgeensis is the source of this 2808-nucleotide messenger RNA. The record is from the annotation of a GenBank genome assembly. NCBI's taxonomy places the organism in Eukaryota, Fungi, Ascomycota, Saccharomycetes, Saccharomycetales, Saccharomycetaceae.
AUGGUUAAGAAUGGAUAUACUAAAUUGGAUGUGGAUGCUUUGCUUCUGCCUACCCCAAGUGAGAGUAUAACUCAAUCAAAGGGGGGAAAAGUGAAUAAACCAAAAUCAAAGAGACAUAAACCAAUCAGAUCAUGUGCAUUUUGUAGGAAAAGAAAAUUGAAAUGUGAUCAACAGAAACCUAUGUGUUCUAGUUGUAAAUCUCGAGACAUGCAUGAAUGUAUAUAUACUGAUUCCAAUUCUAAACCCUCGGGAAAGGCUACAUCAAGUGUUAAUGGUACUACUAUAUCUGCAAGAUCUGCGAUUAAGAAUAGUGCAUCUUCUGAUAGCAUUAUAUCAGAUAUUAGAUAUGGUUUAAUGAAAAACCACGACCCUAAUUCUCCUGAUAAACAAAAUAGUCCCACAGAUAGUCAUAUAUCUACAUAUGAGGGCUCUAAUUUUGCUAGUGUUGCUGGAAGUGCAACUGGUAGCUCAGGAUCAGAGAUAGAUGAUAAGAUUCCAAAUCCAUUUAGAAAUUAUUAUUAUAUUCAAUGUAAGGAUAAUGGUAGAACAAUCACAUAUGGUCCUACAGCACUUCGUACAUUUAUUAUGAGAAAUAAUUGGGGGUUUAAGGAUAAAUAUAUGCAAUUGUGGAAAAAAAUUAAAUUAGAGAGAAAUACUUGGAAGAAAAAAUAUAAGACUAACACAAGGAGUGAACUUGAUUUAAUGGAACUUGAAAUUGGAGAUUCAGCAUCGAUUAUUAAUGAUGUUCUACCAUGUUUACCUGAUUUCGAUUCAAUUAAAAGCUAUAUUAAUGAUUUCUUUGAUGAAAAGAAUAGCAAUUUAUAUGAAAUGAAUACAUUUCUAGAUAAACGUAAAAUUCUUUAUGAUUUAGAAUAUUCCUUUAUUCAGGAUCGUCAAGGGACAAUUAUUCAACUAAAACCCACCAAUAAGAAAAAUUAUUUUAAGAUAGCCGUGAUCCUAAUGAUUCUAGUAUUUACAAAAUUUAGAAAUAAUAUACCUGUUCAAAUAUUUAGAUUAAUCACUUAUUUGACAGGUUUAGUAUCUCCAAAGACUAGUUAUAUUGAAAAGGCCCAAUUUUUGCUACAACAAAUUUUCUACACUUCCAGUUUUGCUCCGAAAGCAGAUGAGACGAGUUUAAUAGGAAUUGUCAGCCAAUUGACUACAUGUGCAAGAACAUUAGGUUUGCAUUUGAAUAUUAAAGAAAUUUAUAGAAAUAGAGACCUUGUUUGUGGUCAUUAUGAAACCAUUGAAAAUUUAUGGACCUGGGUAUUAUACUUUGAUUUUGAAUUGUCGCUUAGAAUUGGCAAACGUUUGGAUAUUGAUUUAGAGACGUUUAACGAUAUUAAUUAUCAAGAAGACAAUAGCCUUGAAUUAUAUGGGUAUGUGAUGAAUAAUGAAUUUGGUCUAAACAAGACUGAUCCAAACCCAGAAUUUUGCUUAAUUCCGCCACGUUUGACUUCUAUAUUACCUGAUAGUAAUAAAAAUAGUCCUAAUAGUACGCAUUCAACUUCCUCGUCAACAGAUACCAGCAAAGGAAGAGAUUUUACAAAAGAUCAGUCAUUUUUCGGUAAGAUGAGACGAUUUCUAUUUUUAGUGAGACCUAUGAUAGGUGAAUUCUACAAAAAGACAGGUACUCCAAAGGUAGUUGAACAUGGACAGGUAAUUCUCAAAUUUUUAGAUGAAGAAUUAAAGCCAAUAAAGUAUGCUACUGAUCCAGAUCUAAUUUCAGAACUUACAUUUGGAGAUAUUAGGCUAAUACUUACAAUACUCGACAUUAUCACGAUUUUCUAUUCCGUAGGAUUUAUUUUGUUAAAUCAUAGAUCUGUGCUUCUUAAGAAUAUCUCAAUUCAGGCACACCUCUUAACGUUCUCGAUUUUCAAAAAUCUCGUUAAUCAUUGUUUUGAAUUAGAUAAUAAAUAUUUCCCAGAAAUGGUUCAUCCAUCGUACAAUGGUUUAUCUCCAUAUUUAAGUUCCAGUUUAGGUCUAUCACUUCAUCCUGUUUUACAAUCACUAGGUGUCUUUUAUGCUUUCUUCUUUUUGAAGGCAACUUUAUUUGAAAACGGUAUAUUUGUCUCAUAUGAUAUGAAAGAAGUGGAAUGGGAUAUGAGUUCAUUCAGUGUUCCUACGGAUAAAUCGAUUUCAUUAAUUACUACAUUUAGUAUGUACAAAAAAAUAUUUGAAGAUUGGAUUAGUUAUGAUAAAUCGAACAAGAGGGGAUUUGAAUUGAAAAAUUUAAUGUUAAGGUCUUAUUCUGGCCUAAUUUUGAUCACUUUAGAAAAGACAUAUAGAAUCAUUGUUGAAAAGGCCUUAGAACAUAGAAAGAAGAUAGAAAGUUCGUGGAUAGCACAAGGUCUGGGUGAAAACUCAAGAAUUAUGUCUUCUAUUGGUUGUGAAUUCCCAUCUAAUUCACAAAUAAAUCAAUCAGUUGCAGCUGGUCAACAAAACCCUGUUGAAAAUAUUAGUGCCAAGCAAGCAUAUCACGGUUAUUUACAGUACCAGUUUCAACUUGAGGAGCAAAAUCAAAUCAAUGAAUUGCAAAGACAUAUUGAAAUUUUGAACGAAAAGGAUAAGGUAAACUCAUCAAAUAAAAAAAUUGAUGAAAAUAUUACUGCAAAAAAUAACAAUAUAUUACCAGAAAAUAGUAAAGAACCUAUGAUUAUAUCAAGCACUGGCGAAAAGAUUAAUGCUGUUGAAGCGGAGAGGGCACAGAAAUUAGUUGACGAUUUCUGGUCUAGUUAUAAUACAGGAUGGGAGAAAUUAUUAAAUGAUUCUGACUUGUUAUUCCAAGAUUUUGAAAAUGAAUUAUAA